AUGCCACCUUCUCUCCUGCCUGGGGCCUCUCUCGUCUGGCUGGCUGUCGGCCAUCCCCGCUAUACCCGAGGUGACAAGCGCAAGUGCCUGAACAACUACGCCUACCGCCUCGCUACGGCCCUCACCCUCGGCAUCACUUUCCCCCUCGCCAGCCUCGCACCGUCAUGCCCGUGUGGAGCGGGCAUCGACACCCUAGGCGACCACUUCUUCCUCUGCAGCCGCGCGACGGCGGAGCGCGUGUUCAAGCACAACACCCUGCUGGACGUCUUUAAGGCAAUCCUUGCGGAGGUGGGCAUCACGGCUGUCACCGAAGUGCCCCUGCGGUCUCUCAACAUCACCCCCCCAAACGCCCAGCCCAACAGUCAGCGCAUGGACCUCUUCUUCUCCAUCAACGGCGAAGGUGUCCUGUGCGACAUCACGGUGGUCCAUCCGUGUCGGCCCGAGAACUCAACCGCCCACCACACCCAGGUCAACCGCAGCAACGCACGUCGGCCGGGCGGUUUUGCAGCUGCAGGGGCGGAGCGCGACAAAGAUCGCAAGUACGGUGCCAACUGUCGGCAGAAAGGCUACACCUUCGUGCCCCUAGCAGCGGAGACAUUCGGCCGUUGGGGUGGCGAGACCCUCACUCUGCUUCGCCGUCUGGCGCAGCGGCGCGUCCUCCCACCCGCCAGCUCUGCAGAAGACCGUGCAUUUUUUCAUGAGGGUGUCAUGAACCAUUGGGGCAGUGUUUGUCGGUCGCGCUGAUGCGCUGGAAUGCUUUUCAAGUGUCCUGCCGCGCUCACCAUGCGGCCGAUGCUCGGACACAGCAGCGGGCGGGUCUGCUUCCUGAGGACCUCAUCUCUCGAGGGCCCUACAGGGCACAGACCCGCUCGUUUGCCGUCAGGACCGGCCGUGAGGGAUUGAUUUGGGGACGUGUUGUUAUGGGUCGGGCUUGGGUUGCAUGGUGGUUUUGUAGGGCAUGUGAUAGUCGCUUGUGUGAUUGCGUUUGAUGGGCUGUUUGGUUUAUGUCAGACUGCUGCUAUCAUCCAUGUCGUAUGGUGCGCAUGUCUUUCUGCGAUUGUUUGUGUCUUUGCGUGUGUGCAAAUCCGUACCGACUCUAGAUCAGACGUGCUGGUCGCCCAUGCUUCCGUGUAAGUCAAC
Messenger RNA from Vitrella brassicaformis, 1140 nucleotides. The record is from the annotation of a GenBank genome assembly. Lineage: Eukaryota; Vitrellaceae.